AUGAUUACCGAAUCGCACAGCACAGCUAACGGCAAUGACUUACAUGCGCCUGGUGGCCGGCCAAUGCAGAAAUUUCUGGUAGACACCAGGCUCUCUGCAAGAAAGAAACUCCUCGCUUUGAGUCUCGAACAAAAGGUUUCAUUGCUCACUACUGCGGACUUUUGGAGGACAAACGCCAUACCCGAACACAGCAUCCCAGCCAUCAAGACUUCAGACGGCCCAAAUGGAGCUCGGGGUGCUAUGUUUAUUGGUGGCACCAAGGCCGCUCUGUUUCCCUGUGGGACCUCUUUGGCCGCUACUUGGAACAAAUCUCUUUUACGAACCAUCGGAGAGCAUUUAGCAGCAGAGGCUAAGGCCAGGUCAGCAGAUUUAUUGCUUGCGCCAACGGUGUGCAUGCAUCGUCACCCCCUUGGCGGCCGGAACUUUGAGUCCUUUUCUGAAGACCCCCUCCUAACAGGAAAGCUGGCUGCACAGUACAUUCAAGGUCUCCAGGAAAAUGGUAUUGCAGCUUCAAUUAAACACUUUGUUGGCAAUGAAGUGGAAACAGACAGGAUGAGUAGAGACUCUAUCAUCUCAGAGAGAGCUCUGCGUGAAGUAUAUCUUCGUCCCUUUGAGAUUGCCAUUCGGGAAGCACAGCCUUGGACGGUCAUGUCUUCGUACAAUCUCAUUAACGGAGUUCAUGCUAAUAUGAACUACAAAACGCUCAAACAUAUCUUACGAGGAGAAUGGGCCUACGAUGGAACUAUCAUUUCGGACUGGAGCGGCAUCAAUUCCACUGUCGAAUCCCUACGAGCGGGUUGUGACAUUGAGUUUCCACACUCAACAAAGUGGCGAUUUCACAAGCUUGUUGAGGCUGUGAAUGAGCACCGAAUUAGUAUAACUGAGAUCGACAGAGCUGCCGAAAAUGUUCUCUGUUUAGUUGAGCGCGUUAAACCAAGCGCGGAUAUGUCAACUGAGCGACCUGAGGGGGAAGACGACCGCAAAGAAACGCGCCUACUUAUUCGCACAGCAGGACACGAAGGGCUUACACUACUGAAGAACGACGGAGUUCUCCCAAUCUGUCCCAAGACGACCAAGAUUGCAGUCAUAGGACCCAAUGCCAAUCGUGCAAGUGCUAACGGAGGCGGCAGUGCCAGUCUGAACCCGUACUACAAUACUCUCCCGCUGGACAGCAUCCGUCAGGUUACCGGAGAGGUGAAGUUUUCUCAAGGCUGCUCGAUCCACAAGUGGUUACCAGUGGCUUCCGAGUACUGUACGGAUAGCGCUGGCAACCCUGGCGUCGACAUUGACUGGUACGUUGGCGACAGCUUUCACGGCAACGCUGCGGUUACUCAGCAUCGCAACCAUACAGAUUUGUUCCUCUGGGACUCGGCACCUAUUGACAAAGUCGGUCCAGAGUGGUCAGCCAUCGUAAAGACCUCUCUAACGCCCAUCGUGUCUGGCAAGCAUUCCAUCAGCUUCAUGAGCGUUGGCCCUGGUAAAUUGUAUGUCGAUGGUGAGCUCGCGCUCAACUUAUGGGAUUGGGCAGAUGAAGGGGCAACAAUGUUUGAAGGAUCAAUGAAUUAUGUUAUCGAGGUUGAAAUGCAGGCAUCUAAGCCGGUGCAGCUUAUGGUUGAGAUGACAAACGAGUUGCGCCCGCUGGCCAAGCAAAAGCAGCUUGGGGUCACGCAUAAGUUCGGCGGCUGUAGAAUCGGUUUCAAGCAGCAGGACAAGGUUGACUCCAUCCAAGAAGCUGUUGACCUAGCUCGGGUUGCCGACGUUGCCAUUAUCGUUGUUGGUCUCGACGCCGAGUGGGAAUCAGAGGGCUACGAUCGUGAUUCAAUGGAUCUACCCGAAGAUACCCCGGCAUGGCUCACCUGGCCCGGAGAGAAUCUCCGUGCCGUGUACGCAGAGGGUUUGUAUGUUGGGUACAAGCAUUACGAUCAGAACCGUAUUGAGCCACUAUUUCCAUUCGGCCAUGGCCUCUCUUAUACAACAUUUGAGUACGGGCACCCGCAGUUAUCAGCUACUUCCAUCACGUCUGAUGGUCACAUCAUCAUCACGCUGAGCAUCACGAAUACUGGUGAAAGGGCAGGAGCAGAAACCGUACAGUUUUACGUACGAGACGAGAGCAGCCGCUUUCCGCGACCUAUCAAAGAGCUUGUAGCUUUCGAAAAGGUCUUUCUAGAGCCUAGCCAAACUGCCUCGGUCAUCGUCAACCUAGACAAAUACUCCGUUGGGUAUUAUGACGACAGCAUUUCAGAAUGGAUCGCCGAGAAGGGCACGUUUGAGGUCAUGAUUGGAGCGUCUAGCGCGGAUAUAAGGUACGUGAUCGUCUAA
This is a messenger RNA of Trichoderma aggressivum f. europaeum, 2319 nucleotides long. RefSeq names its product CAZyme family GH3. The transcript has 6 exons. Lineage: Eukaryota; Fungi; Ascomycota; Sordariomycetes; Hypocreales; Hypocreaceae. The record is from RefSeq and is a predicted model, not a curated record. Gene Ontology annotation, biological process: glucan catabolic process. Gene Ontology annotation, molecular function: beta-glucosidase activity. The coding region runs from base 1 to 2319 and encodes 772 amino acids.